This is a messenger RNA of Apodemus sylvaticus (European woodmouse), 3784 nucleotides long. RefSeq names its product F-box protein 11 (gene Fbxo11). The record is from RefSeq and is a predicted model, not a curated record. Gene Ontology annotation, biological process: ubiquitin-dependent protein catabolic process; regulation of apoptotic process; protein ubiquitination. Gene Ontology annotation, molecular function: protein binding; zinc ion binding. The transcript is spliced from 23 exons. The coding region runs from base 542 to 3343 and encodes 933 amino acids. NCBI's taxonomy places the organism in Eukaryota, Metazoa, Chordata, Mammalia, Rodentia, Muridae.
GAGAAGAGGCCGAAGAAAGAGAAAAUUCCUCGCAGGGCGCUCUUUCAGGGGGUGUGGGGGGAGGAAGAGGAACGGAGGAGCCGGGCGCCCCCCGCGCGCUCCCGCCCCGCUCGCCCUCUCCGAGAUCGCCCGCCCGCCCACUCCCCCCGCCGCCGGAGACGCCGCUCGGGAGUCGGCGGGCCCGGCUCGUCUGCUCGGCCGCCGCCGCCGCGCUUCCCCUCGGGCUCCCCAGGCGGACGGACGCCCUUUCUUUCUUUCUCUUGCCCGGCCCGUCUUUCUGUCUGCGUCCCUCGCGGCCGCCCCGCCCGGCGGCCUCGGCCUUGCCCGUGCGCCAGGCCUGGCCGGCGGGCCUCGCUCGAGCUCCGGUUGUGCCCCAGCCUCCCCGCGGACCCGGGGGCUCACGCCCAGGCCCCCGUCCCCGCGUCCCCGGCCGCCCCGCUCCUUCCCGCUCCCCACCCCCUUCCCCGGCCCCGGAGCUCGCGGUGCGUGUGCGCGUGAGUGUGUGUGUCCCUCCGCCAACGCCGCCACCUCAGCCCGGCAAAUGAACUCCGUCCGAGCCGCCAACCGGAGACCCAGGCGAGUGUCGCGGCCGCGCCCGGUGCAACAGCAGCAGCAGCCCCCGCAGCAGCCGCCGCCGCAGCCGCCCCAGCAGCAGCAGCAGCAGCCGCCGCCGCAGCCGCCCCAGCAGCAGCAGCAGCAGCAGCAACCCCCGCCGCCACCGCAGCAGCAGCCCCCGCCGCCGCCGCCGCCGCCGCCUCCGCCGCCGCCUCAGGAUCGUAACAACGCCGGCGAGAGGGAUGAUGUUCCUGCAGAUAUGGUUGCAGAAGAAUCAGGCCCUGGUGCACAAAAUAGUCCAUACCAACUUCGUAGAAAAACUCUUUUGCCAAAAAGAACAGCGUGUCCUACAAAGAACAGUAUGGAGGGUGCCUCUACUUCAACUACAGAAAACUUCGGCCAUCGGGCAAAGCGUGCAAGAGUGUCUGGAAAGUCACACGAUCUCUCAGCACCUGCUGAACAGUAUCUUCAGGAGAAGCUACCAGAUGAAGUAGUUUUAAAAAUAUUCUCUUAUUUGCUGGAACAAGAUCUUUGUAGAGCUGCUUGCGUGUGUAAACGCUUCAGUGAGCUUGCUAAUGAUCCAAUUUUGUGGAAACGAUUAUAUAUGGAAGUAUUUGAAUAUACCCGGCCUAUGAUGCAUCCUGAACCUGGUAAAUUCUACCAAAUUAAUCCAGAAGAAUAUGAACAUCCAAAUCCAUGGAAAGAGAGUUUUCAACAGUUGUAUAAAGGUGCACAUGUAAAGCCGGGAUUUGCAGAACAUUUCUAUAGUAAUCCUGCAAGAUAUAAAGGAAGAGAAAAUAUGUUGUAUUAUGAUACUAUUGAAGAUGCCCUUGGUGGAGUACAAGAAGCACAUUUUGAUGGGCUUAUCUUUGUUCAUUCUGGAAUAUAUACUGAUGAAUGGAUAUAUAUUGAAUCUCCAAUCACUAUGAUUGGUGCAGCACCUGGGAAAGUUGCAGACAAGGUUAUCAUUGAAAACACUAGAGAUUCAACUUUCGUUUUUAUGGAAGGUUCUGAAGAUGCUUAUGUUGGAUAUAUGACAAUAAGAUUCAACCCUGAUGACAAAUCUGCUCAGCAUCACAACGCACACCACUGCUUAGAGAUCACAGUCAACUGCAGCCCUAUUAUCGACCACUGUAUAAUCCGAAGCACGUGCACAGUUGGUUCUGCAGUAUGUGUCAGUGGUCAGGGAGCAUGUCCCACUAUCAAGCAUUGUAACAUCAGUGACUGUGAAAAUGUCGGACUUUAUAUAACAGAUCAUGCACAGGGAAUAUAUGAAGAUAAUGAAAUUUCUAAUAAUGCAUUAGCUGGGAUUUGGGUUAAAAAUCAUGGAAAUCCAAUUAUUAGACGGAAUCACAUUCACCAUGGACGUGAUGUUGGUGUGUUCACAUUCGAUCAUGGCAUGGGCUACUUUGAAAGUUGCAACAUACACAGAAACAGGAUAGCAGGCUUUGAGGUAAAAGCCUAUGCUAAUCCCACAGUGGUUCGAUGUGAAAUUCACCAUGGGCAGACCGGAGGAAUAUAUGUCCAUGAGAAAGGAAGAGGACAAUUUAUAGAGAAUAAAAUCUAUGCAAACAACUUCGCAGGCGUAUGGAUUACCUCAAAUAGUGACCCAACAAUAAGGGGGAAUUCUAUAUUUAAUGGAAAUCAAGGAGGAGUUUACAUCUUUGGUGACGGACGAGGCCUUAUAGAAGGAAAUGACAUUUAUGGUAAUGCGUUAGCAGGAAUUCAGAUCAGGACAAACAGUUGUCCUAUUGUUCGACAUAACAAAAUUCAUGAUGGACAACAUGGUGGGAUUUAUGUGCAUGAAAAGGGACAAGGCGUAAUAGAAGAGAAUGAAGUUUACAGCAACACUCUGGCUGGCGUCUGGGUGACAACGGGCAGCACACCAGUACUGAGAAGAAACCGGAUACACAGUGGCAAGCAGGUUGGUGUCUAUUUCUAUGACAAUGGACAUGGUGUUCUAGAAGAUAAUGACAUCUACAAUCAUAUGUAUUCAGGGGUUCAGAUAAGGACUGGAAGUAACCCCAAAAUUAGACGCAACAAAAUUUGGGGAGGACAGAAUGGUGGAAUUCUAGUUUAUAAUUCUGGUCUAGGCUGCAUAGAAGACAAUGAGAUAUUUGACAAUGCAAUGGCUGGAGUCUGGAUUAAAACAGAUAGUAAUCCUACGUUAAGAAGAAACAAAAUCCACGAUGGGAGAGAUGGUGGCAUCUGUAUAUUUAAUGGGGGUCGAGGUCUCCUUGAAGAAAAUGAUAUUUUCAGGAACGCUCAAGCAGGUGUUCUUAUCAGCACUAACAGUCAUCCAGUCUUAAGAAAAAACAGAAUAUUUGAUGGAUUUGCUGCAGGUAUUGAAAUUACAAAUCAUGCAACUGCAACACUAGAAGGCAAUCAGAUCUUUAACAACCGAUUUGGAGGCUUAUUUUUAGCAUCUGGUGUUAAUGUGACAAUGAAAGAUAACAAAAUAAUGAACAAUCAAGAUGCCAUAGAAAAGGCUGUUAGUAGAGGACAAUGUUUAUAUAAAAUAUCAAGUUAUACCAGCUAUCCCAUGCACGACUUCUACAGAUGUCAUACUUGUAACACCACAGAUCGAAACGCCAUAUGUGUGAACUGCAUUAAGAAGUGCCACCAGGGACAUGAUGUAGAGUUCAUUAGACAUGAUAGGUUUUUCUGUGACUGUGGUGCUGGAACACUGUCCAAUCCUUGUACAUUAGCUGGUGAGCCUACACACGAUACAGAUACAUUAUAUGACUCUGCUCCACCUAUAGAAUCUAAUACGUUGCAGCACAACUGAAUUCCUUCCCUAAAGAAAAAGUCCUGCCAUUCUAACAUAACUUAAACAUCUUUUGGAAGAUAAAAUACUUGCCCAUGCUACAGAAAGAGACUGUACUGAAAAUGGAUACACAAGGUCAGUUGACACUAUGAAGCUCAAGCUACCAAAAAGAAAGUGGCAAUAUAGUGACUCAGGAUCUCAGAGCUGGGUAUUUUAGCAUUACUGUGUAAAGACUUUUGAAGGGACAGAAGUGAAGAAAUAAGCUGCAAUUUUGUACAGAUGCCAACUUCUGAAAAGGCUGGUGUUUUCACAACUAGCAUUGAAUGCAGCCUGGUUUGCAGUCGUAAUCUUCAAUAGACAAGCAGCUUUGUCGCUGCCUUUGCGGACAUGGGUACCGAUUGCUUUUGUACUAUGGUAAAAAAUGUGAGCUAGCACUUCUGCAUUGAGUUUUUUUUUUUUUAA